Gadus morhua (Atlantic cod) is the source of this 3256-nucleotide messenger RNA. It is a transcript of the gene coro2ba, whose product is annotated as coronin, actin binding protein, 2Ba. Gene Ontology annotation, molecular function: actin filament binding. The transcript is spliced from 12 exons. The coding region runs from base 270 to 1715 and encodes 481 amino acids. The record is from RefSeq and is a predicted model, not a curated record. Lineage: Eukaryota; Metazoa; Chordata; Actinopteri; Gadiformes; Gadidae.
AGGGGUGUAUCCGAGUGCAGAGCUUCUCCCGCGUCAUAGCAACCAAACCGCUCGCCGGCUACCAGCCCCUCGCCGCGCCGCAGAGCAGCAAUCAGCUCCUUGCUACUUGGAGAGCUCCAGACGCUAACCCGUCCCUCCCCUCUCCUCUCUCACUCUCCCCUUCUCUCUGUCUCUCUCUGUCUCCUCUUAUUGCUCUCUCCUCACUCCUGCGGCGUUGCUCUGGGCUUGACGGGGGAGAUAGCAAGCAGCUCCUGGCUCAGUGAUUCUGCAUGACUGUCACAAAGAUGUCAUGGCGCCCGACCUACCGAAGCUCCAAGUUUCGAAACGUCUACGGCAAGGUGGCCAACCGGGAACACUGCUUUGAUGGUAUCCCCAUCACCAAGAACGUCCACGACAACCACUUCUGCGCCGUCAACUCCAAGUUCCUGGCCAUCGUGACCGAGAGCUCCGGAGGUGGUUCCUUCAUCGUUGUGCCCGUAUCCCAGUAUGGCCGAAUAGACCCUCGCCACCCUAAAGUUUGUGGUCACCAAGGUAACGUGUUGGAUAUCAAGUGGAAUCCGUUUUUUGAAAACAUUAUCGCCUCAUGUUCUGAAGACACAUCGGUGCGAAUAUGGGAGAUUCCGCAGGAGGGCCUGCGGCGGAACAUGACCGAGGCGGUGCUGGAGCUGUACGGUCACAGCCGGCGCGUGGGCCUGGUUGAGUGGCACCCCACCAGCAGCGGCAUCCUCUUCAGCGCCGGCUACGACUACAAGGUGCUGAUCUGGAACUUGGAGGUCGGGGAAGCGGUGAAGAUGAUCGACUGCCACACAGACGUGAUCCUCAGCAUGUCCUUUAACACGGACGGCAGCCUGAUGGCCACCAGCUGUAAGGAUAAGAUACUACGGCUGAUGGAGCCGCGCUCUGGCAGAGUCCUGCAGCAAGCCAACUGUAAGAACCACAGAGUGAAUCGUGUGGUGUUCCUGGGGAACAUGAAGCGGCUGGUAACCACAGGAGUGUCACGCUGGAACACCCGACAGAUCGCCCUCUGGGACCAGGAGGACCUGUCGAUGCCGAUGGUGGAGGAGGAAAUAGAUGGUCUCUCAGGACUACUGUUCCCGUUCUACGAUGCAGACACACACAUGCUAUACCUGGCCGGCAAGGGAGACGGCAACAUCCGUUACUUUGAGAUCACCACGGAGAAGCCCUACCUCCAGUACCUGAUGGAGUACCGCUCCCCGGCCCCACAGAAGGGACUCGGUGUGAUGCCAAAGCAUGGUCUGGAUGUGGCAGCAUGCGAGGUGUUCCGCUUCUAUAAGCUGGUGACCCUCAAGGGCUUGAUUGAGCCCAUCUCUAUGAUCGUGCCGAGGAGAUCGGACACAUACCAGGAGGACAUCUACCCUAUGACCCCAGGAAUUCAACCCGCGCUAACGGCCAGCGAAUGGAUCAGUGGCAUCAACAGAGACCCAGUUCUGAUGUCCUUGAAGGAGGGGUACCAGAGGUCAGACCAGCUGGUGUUCAUAGCCCCCGCUAAGGAGAAGAAGAGCGUGGUGGUGAAUGGAAUUGACCUCUUAGAAAACGUACCACCCAGGACCGAGAACGAGCUCCUGCGGAUGUUCUUCAGGCAGCAAGAGGAGCUGCGGCGACUAAAGGAGGAGCUGGCCACUAAGGACGUGAGGAUACGGCAGCUGGAACUGGAGCUAAACAACCUGAAGAACGUUAGCCCAAACAAUGUCUGACCUCUGACCCCCCCCCCCCCCCCUAUUCCCCCUCCGGACUGACCAUUCAGAUCCUUAUGCUACCCAAUCAAGCCUCUUUUAAGCCACUACCCCUGUCCCCCCCUUCCAGGCCCACUGUGAGCACCUUGUGACUGACUAACUUAACCUCUGCUCUGGUCUGGGUGGCGCAACAAAAUUCAUGUAAUCACUGCAAUCAUGUUAAAUAAUCAACCGUUUCAUGGGUUGUCACCUUAUGAUUCCUUAUGCUUUUUUUUUUCAUCCAGACAAUACUUUGACUUUUAAGGAAGUUGCUACAAGUCAAUAACACACAAAAACAAAAAAACAAAAAAAAAAAACAGGCACAUAUUCACAUAUACUUACUACACACACACACACACACACACACACACACACACACACACACACACACACACACACACACACACACACACACACACACACACACACACAUACACACACACACACACUCCUCCCUCCAAUCUGUUUCCAUUUGCUUGCGAAAAAGCAAAAAACAACAAUCAGGGAAAAGGACUGUUUCUCCUGUUGCGUGUUUCCUUCUUCCCCAAGGCCUUAGAUCUCUGGAUCACAGCAAGUUGCAGCCACACCUGUGUCUAUAAAUGACAGCAAAUUAAGAUAGUUUGCUUGUGUCAGAUGUUGGCGGGCUCUGAACAUUUUCAGACAGAAGGAACCUAGAUGUUUGUAUGAACUUUCCUCUCCUACAACUGUAUGAAGCAAAUAUUUUCUGGUGUAUAGUUACUAGCGGUCUGAAGCAUUGUUUGUCCAACCAUUGCUUUUUUAGGGAUGCCUUUAGUGUGUGUGGGGGUUAAUGCUUAUAUUUUGAUAUUGCUUUUAUUUAUUUGUCACUUUUUACCCUUUUCUGCUAAUAACACACAGUAUGGCUUUGAGGGGAGUGUUGUAUGUCAUGGUGGGACCGAUGUUGAUUGCGUUACUCAAUUGGGAUCUGUGGCGUUAUCUAGAAUAUCAAGCUGCCUCUUUACUGCUUCAAAAUAACGCUGCAAUGAGUGUGUUUGUCUAAGGUUACCAGGACAGUACAUGUAUGUUUUUGACGAAGAAAGCCCACGACUGCUGUUUGGAUGGGUUUGAGUAUUUACCACCGAUAUCUGGAGAACUUCCCUCAGACUGAACUAAUGCGACUCUGAACAUUUUUUCAUCCUCAUACCUUCCUCUUCACGUCAGUGUUUUCCUUUACAUGAGGUUCAGAAAAGUUGUGAGAUUGAGAGAGAUUACAAGUUGAAAAGAAAGUGAUUGUGUUACUGUACGUGCAGCAUAUAAACUGCCACUCAAGAGUGUCGAAUCUAAGAUGAAAUCAGACUGCUGACAUCGCUAUUCCAAAUAUACCCAAAACCUUUCAUAUAGGGAUUGUGUCGGUUGGCGUUUCUUUGUGUUUCUAUGCAAAAUGGCAAGAUUCAAUUUUCUAAUUUCACAAAAAGAUUAUCUCCCAAAGUAGCUCAAACUGCAUUAUCUCUUACAGGAUUUAUUUCUAAAAAGCAACCACAAUAAAUGAACUUGGAUAUGGUGUA